Messenger RNA from Nerophis ophidion (straightnose pipefish), 11117 nucleotides. It is a transcript of the gene plxnb3, whose product is annotated as plexin B3. Gene Ontology annotation, biological process: regulation of cell shape; positive regulation of axonogenesis; negative regulation of cell migration. The transcript has 36 exons. The record is from RefSeq and is a predicted model, not a curated record. NCBI's taxonomy places the organism in Eukaryota, Metazoa, Chordata, Actinopteri, Syngnathiformes, Syngnathidae. Gene Ontology annotation, cellular component: semaphorin receptor complex. The coding region runs from base 140 to 5869 and encodes 1909 amino acids. Gene Ontology annotation, molecular function: semaphorin receptor activity; protein binding.
CCGACGCAGCUCAGGCGGGCGGGGCAGGGUCUCAGCGGACCUGUUGUGCGGCUCUUCUCGCUGGUCGUGACGGUUUCACUCGCGGGGCGCUCUGGAAGUUUCUCUCACGCACCGCCACCUCAGGUGAGGAGGAGCCGCCAUGUUGGCCUCCUGGACCCCCCCGUCUCUCCUCCUCCUCCUCCUCUUCCUCCUGCCCUCGGACUCCUCGGUGCGCUGGGUGAGCCUGCGCGGCGCCCCGCUCCGCCACCUGCUGCUGGACCCCCAGUCCGGGUGGGUGUACGUGGGCGGGGUGGACCACCUGUACCAGCUGACCUCGGACCUGGAGCCCGCGUUCCAGGUGAAGACGGGCCCCCACCUGGACUCCCCUGACUGCCUGCCCCCCAUCGUGCCCGCCCACUGCCCCUCGGCCAGGCCCACCCACAACCACAACAAGCUGCUGCUGCUGGAGGCGGGGCCGGGGGCGGAGCCUGGCAGCGUCAUCGUCUGCGGCUCGCUCUACCAGGGCAUCUGUGAAAAGAGGAACGUGUCCAACAUCUCCCAGCUGGUCUACCAGUCGUCCAACCCGGUGGACACGGAGUACGUCGCCGCCAACGACCCCCACGUAUCCACCGUGGGCAUCGUGCUGACCACGGGGGGCGGAGCCAACGGCUCGACGCUGCGUUUCCUGCUGGUGGGGCGGGGCUUCACUGGCAAGGGCCUGGGCGACAUCCCGCCCAUCACGGCGCGCCGCCUCCACCCGGCGGUCUUCCCCCGCCGCGUCUUCGGCCAGGAGGACGAGCUGGGCAAACUGACCAUCGGCAGCUACUCGGAGUACGACAGCCACUUCGUCAAGGCGCUGGCCAUCGGCGACCACGUCUACUUCCUCUUCUCGCGGCGGGACGUGCGCUACAAGCGGGAGCACGGCACCUACGUGGCCCGCCUCUGCGUCGCCGACCGCGACUUCGACUCCUACGUGGAGGUGCCGCUGCUCUGCCGGGGGGACCACAACCUGGCCCAGGGGGCGUGGCUCGGCCGGCGCUCGGAGAAGCCCGCGCUCUUCGUGGCCAUGGCGGCCGGCUGGGCGCCCACGUCGGUGUCCACGGACAAGUCGGCGCUGUGCGUCUACGGCGUGGAGGAGCUGGACGCCGCCAUGGAGGCGGCGCGGGUGUCGUGCUACACCAAAGGAGGGCGCGGGGUCACAGGCCAGGAGGAGGAGGCCUACGUGGUCUACACCUCCUCCUCACACUGCCUCACCCUCCCAGAGUCGUCCGUCUCCAAGUACCCGUGCGGGGGGGAGCACACGCCCAGUCCCAUCAGCGGCGCCAAGCCCCUGGAGGCCACGCCCGUCUACACCGCCGCCACCCGCCUGACCGCCGUCGCCUCGGCGACCGAGGCCGGCCACACGGUGGCGUUCGUCGGGGACCGCGAGGGACGACUGCACAAGGUUCUGGUGCGGCCGGACGGGUCAGGGGAGCGGUACGGGAGCGUGCUGGUGGACGACGGCAGUGCGGUCAAUGCCGACCUCCUAUUGGACGCCGGCCAGCAGAACCUCUUUGUGAUGACCAGCAGCAGGCUGUCCAAGGUCCCCGUGUCGUCAUGUGACCAAAACGUCGACUGCCAGUCCUGUUUGGCCACCAGGGACCUGUACUGUGGCUGGUGUGUGCUGGAGGGAAGAUGUUCCCGCCAACACGACUGUGAGCGCCACCUUCGGGCCAACAACUGGAUCUGGAGCUUCGACCAGUCCAAGCGGUGCGUGACGGUGCGCAGCGUGCAGCCGGCCAAUCAGAGUAAAGACGAGCAGACUCAGGUAACGCUGUCCCUGGCCCUGCUCCCCAUCCUCUCGGCGACAGAGUCUCUCUCCUGUGUCUUUCACGGCCUCCCCCCUGGCCCCGCCUCCGUCGCCGGCACCAGCGUCACCUGCCGCUCCCCCUCGCCGGCGCUCCUGCCGCCGCCGCCCUCAGGACGCGAUCACGUGAUCCUGCCCGUGUCGCUGAGGUUUGGUCAGGUGACCGUCGCCACGGCCGACGUGACCUUCUACGACUGCGGCGCCGUCAGCCGCCUCAACCGCAGCUCCCAGUGUCUGGCGUGCGUGGACAGCGCCUGGAAGUGCAACUGGUGUCCUCUGGACCAACAGUGUACUCACAGAGACACCUGCGCCAACCGACACGUCGUCCUCAACCAGAGAGUGAGCCUGUCCGCCUGUUUACCCGUCUGGCUGUCUCCCAACCCGUCUGUCUGCCGGCAGGACUCCUCCGGUCCGGGCCGGUGUCCUCUGGUCUUCGGUCUUCAGAGUUCCGCCUUGGUUCCCGUGGGCAUGACGAGCAGUGUGGUUCUGAAGGCGCAGAACCUGCAGGUCUACAAGGACGAGGCUCCCUAUGUGUGUGUGGUGGACUUGGAGGGUGUCCAAGUCAAUCUGACAGCAGAUGUCCAGAAAAACCAGGACAACACAAACACUUUCACCUGUGGACCCCACCAGUUUGACUACGCUGUCAGUCAGCUGGUUUAUUCGGCGGCCAUCUUCCUGAGGACAGGAACCCGACGCAUCGACACUUUGCCUGGUCUGCAACUCCAGUUGUACAACUGCUCGGCCGGCCAAUCAGAUUGCUCGCAGUGCCGGGCGGUCCCUAAGGAGUACGGCUGCGUGUGGUGCGGCGGAAGCCCCGCCCCCAGCUGCGUCUACAACCAAUCGUGCGCCAGCGUGCCCGCCGACACCUGCCCGCCCCCCCAGAUCACGCAGGUGCACCCCCGCUCCGGGCCACUGGAGGGCGGAGUCUUGGUGACCAUCAGCGGCAGCAACAUGGGGAUGAGCUACCACGAUGUGAUGGGCGGAGUCACGGUGGCAGGUGUGCUGUGCCCCCCCCAACCUGAAGAGUACCAAAUAUCCACCAGGGUUGUGUGUCGACUACAGGCCAGCCAGAAGCAGAGGGCGGGGCCUGUCCUGGUUACCGUGGGAACAGGCCCACCAGGAAGGUCCAUCAUCAACUUCAGCUAUCAGGACCCUCGGAUCCUGGACCUGACCCCGAACAGAGGUCCACUUUCCGGAGGGACCCGGGUGACCGUCAGAGGACGACAGCUGCUGACGGGCCAGACGUCCAACCUGAGCGUAUUCCUGGGGUCACACCCCUGCUACAGACUGGAGGAGGUCAGCGACAAGCAGCUGGUGUGCCAGACUCCUUCCAGAAACCAGACCGGCAAAGUCCUAGUCCGGGUUCUGUUCGGCAAGGCGGAGCGUUCCAGUCCCAACGUGACGUUCCGCUACGUGGAGGACCCCGUCAUCACCAACGCCACGCCCACGGAGAGCUUUUACGCCGGCGGGCGUCUGGUGUUGGCGAGCGGCAGGAACUUGGACGUGGUGCAGCGGGCGGUCAUGUCCGUGUGGGUGGAGCCCGUGGACGUCCAGAGGGUGCGGCGGCGGCGAAGACGGGUGGCCCUGCUCAGCGCCAGGCAGCAGGUGGUCUUCAACGGCACGGUGGAGACGGUGUCCGAGCGCUGCUCCGUCCUCUCCUCCUCGCAGAUGACCUGUCCCACGCCUGCGGUCCCGUCGGAGGUCCAAGUCAAGGGCGUCUGGUUCCAGAUGGACAACGUGCGAGUCCAUUACGAGAGCAUCAAGGGCAAGACCUUCACCUACCACCCCAACCCUCGCCUCUUCCCCCUCAACCGGGAAGCGCCGGACGCACCAUAUCGCUUCAAAGCCGGCGGCGUGAUCGCCGUGGAGGGCGAGGACAUGACGCGCGCCAUGUCCAGACAGGAAGUGACGGUUCUGCUGGGAGACCAGGAGUGCGAGGUGAAGACCUUGGACAGCACCCACCUGUACUGCGAGCCUCCCGCCGUCCAGCCCAUGAGCGCGGACGACAGCGGCGGUCUUCCCCGCCUCCAGGUGCUGAUGGGACACCUGCAGGUGGACUUGGGCACGGUUCAGUACGACGGCGACUCCCUGCUGCCCCCCAUCCCACUGCCCGCUCAGAUCGGUCUGGGGGCGGGGGCGGCGCUCGUCAUCCUGUCGGUGCUGGUGGUCAUCCUGGUGUACAGGAGGAAGAGCAAGCAGGCCCUCAGAGACUACAAGAAGGUCCUGUUGCAGUUGGAAACCUUGGAGAUCAACGUGGGCGAUCAGUGUCGCAAGGAGUUCACCGACCUGAUGACUGAGAUGAUGGACCUGAGCAGCGACGUGGGAGGACCCGGUCUCCCCCUGCUGGAUUACCGCACAUAUGCGGAGAGAGUUUUCUUCCCCGGCCACCAGGCGGCGCCUCUGAGUCGGCACCUGGAUCUGCCGGAGUCCAGGAGGCACACGGUGGAGCAGGGCCUCCGCCAGCUCAACAACCUGCUCAACAACAGGCUCUUCCUCACCAGGUUCAUUCACACGCUGGAAGCCCAGCAGGGCUUCUCCCAGCGCGACCGCGGCUACGUGGCCAGUCUGCUGACCAUGGCGCUGCACGACAAGCUGGAGUACUUCACCGAGGUCAUGAAGACUUUGCUGCAGGACCUGGUCCAGCAGUACGUCGCCAAGAACCCCAAACUCAUGCUAAGAAGGACGGAGACGGUUGUGGAGAAGAUGUUGACCAACUGGAUGUCCAUCUGCCUCUACUCCUUCCUCAAGGAGGUGGCGGGCGAGCCCCUCUACAUGCUCUACCGGGCCAUCAAGUACCAGGUGGACAAAGGCCCGGUGGACGCGGUGACGGGAAAGGCCAAGAGGACGCUCAACGACAGCCACUUGCUCCGCGAGGACAUCGACUACUGCGCCGUGACUUUGACAGUCCUGGUGAAGAACGGAGCUGAAGUCCAACCGUGUCCCGUCAAAGUGCUGGACAUGGACACCAUCACACAGGUGAAGGACAAGAUCCUGGACCAGGUUUACAGAGGAGCGGCGUUCUCUCAAAGACCGGCGGCGGACACCUUGGACUUAGAGUGGCGUUCGGGUCAGGCGGGUCACCUGACCCUGUCGGACGACGACGUCACAGCCGUGGUUCAAGGCCGCUGGAAGCGACUCAACACGCUGCAGCACUACAAGGUUCCAGACGGCGCCACAGUCGCCCUCGUGGCGCGGUCACAGAGUUCCAGCGGCGCUCGGGUCAACCAGGUGUUCCAGACUGGAGAAAAAACGCCGAUGCUGGAGAGCGAAGAAGAGGAGGGGCUCCGACUUUGGCAUCUGGUGAAGAGCAGCGAAGACCCCGACAUCCCCAAACACAGGAAGAGCAGCAUGAGGGAGAGGGAGCGGGCCAAAGCAAUACCAGAGAUUUACUUGACCAGACUGCUGUCCAUGAAGGGGACGCUGCAGAAGUUUGUGGACGACGUCUUCGUGGCCAUCCUGAGCACCAAGCGUCCUCCUCCCAUCGCCGUCAGGUUUUUCUUCGACUUCCUGGACGACAUGGCGGAGAAACACGGCAUCGACGACCCCGAGACCGUCCACAUCUGGAAGACCAACAGUCUCCCUCUCAGGUUCUGGGUCAACAUCCUGAAGAACCCUCAGUUCGUGUUGGACGUCCAGGUCUCAGACAGCAUCGAUGCCGUCCUGUCCGUCAUCGCCCAGACCUUCAUCGACUCCUGCACCACCUCCGAGCACAAAGUGGGACGGGACUCCCCGGUCAACAAGCUCCUCUACGCCAGGGAAAUCCCUCGCUACAAACAGUUGGUGGAGAGGUACUACAGUGACAUCCACAGUGCCGCGUCUGGAUGCUACCAGGAGAUGAACUCCACUCUGACCGAGCUGUCAGGGAGUUUUGCCUCUGAGAUGAACAGUCUGGUCGCACUUCAUGAACUCUACAAGUACAUCAACAAAUACUACGACCAGGUGAUGAUGUCGCUGGAAGAAGACAGCAGUGGUCAGAAGAUGCAGUUGGCUUACAGGCUGCAGCAGGUCGCCGCCCUGCUGGAGAACAAAGUCACUGACCUCUGAUGACGGCUCCACCGCCACACUUCCUGUGUGUGUGUGUGUGUGUGUGUGUGUGUGCGUGUGUCCAUGUGUGUGUGUGUGUGCGUGUGUGUGUGUGUGGUCCCCACUAUGACAAUCUAACUUGCACUACAAGUCCUGUCACAAAGCACAAGUGGUCACAUGUCAAUCAAGUGGUCACAUGUCAAUCAAGUGGUGACAUGUCAAUCAUGGCUGAAUGACCCUGAAGGCAGCAUCACUUGAUGGAUGUCACACCAGGACCGGGGUCUUCUCCCGGGUCCAAGCAGGGACACGUGGACUACAAAAAGGUGUGUGUGAUUGACAGGUGUGGGGGCCAAUGAGAAGGGGGCGCACAAGCUCCGCCUCCAGGGACUAACUUAUGAGUGUACAUACUGAGUCCUAUUUAAAGUUAUUUAUCCCAGCUGUGCCUUCGCCCUCGCAGCCAGCUGACUGCAGGGGGCGCAAGGGGCGGGUGUUGCUAACCUCGGAAUGUAGAGGCCGUGAUGGCAACUAUAUGAGCACAAAAUGGUUAGCCAGCUAACAUUUAAUGGCUAGCGAACUAACGCGACAAUUCUUAACGAGCUAGCAUGUCAGGUGUUAGCACCUAAUUGUUAACAAGCUAACGCGACAAGUGUUGGAAUGAAAUUUUUAACGGGCUAGCAUAUCAGGUGUUAGCACUUAAUUGUUAGCAAGCUAACGCGACAAGUGUUAGAAUGAAAUUGUUAACGAGCUAGCAUGUCAGGUGUUAACACCUAAUUGUUGGCGAUCUUACACAGCAGGUGUUGGCACAUAAUUGUUAGCAUGCUAACGUGACAAGUGUUAAUAUUUAAUUGUUAACGAGUUAGCAUGUCAGGUGAUAGCACCUAAUUGUUAGCGAUCUUACAGAACAGGUGUUGGCACAUAAUUGUUAGAAAGCUAACGCAACGAGUGUUACAACGAAAUUGUUAACGAGUUAGCAUGUCAGGUGUUAGCACCUAAUUGUUAGCAAGCUAACGCAACAAGUGUUACAACGAAAUUGUUAACGAGUUAGCAUGUCAGGUGUUAGCACCUAACGGUUAGCGAUCUUACACAGCAGGUGUGUUGGCACAUAAUUGUUAGCAAGCUAACGCAACAAGUGUUACAACGAAAUUGUUACAUCAAAAUUGUUAACCAGUUAACAUGUCAGGUGUUAGCACCUAACUGUUAGCGAUCUUACACAACAGGUGUUUUGGCACAUAAUUGUUAGCAAGCUAACGCAACAAGUGUUACAACGAAAUUGUUAACGGGUUAGCAUGUCAGAUGUUAGCACCUAAUUGUUAGCGAUCUUACACAACAGGUGUUGGCACAUAAUUGUUAGCAAGCUAACGUGACAAGUGUUAAAAUUUCAUUAACGAGUUAGCAUGUCAGAUGUUAGCACAUUAGCACCUAAUUGUUAGCGAUCUUACACAACAGGUGUUGGCACAUAAUUGUUAGCGAGCUAACACCACAGGUGUUAGAAUGAAAUUGUUAACAAGUUAGCAUGUCAGGUGUUAGCACCUAAUUGUUAGCGAUCUUACACAACAGGUGUUGGCACAUAAUUGUUAGCAAGCUAACGCGAAAAGUGUUGUAGUAUAACUGUCAGCAAGCUAACAUGACAUGAGUUAUCACUAAAUUGUUAGCUCGUUAACAUGCCAGAUGUUAGCACAAAAUUGUUAGCAAGCUAGCACGACAGGUGUAAGCACAAAGUUGUUAUUGAGCUACCGCGACAGGUGUCAUAACCAAAUUGUUAGCGAGCUAGCAUGUCAGGUGUUAGCACCUAAUUGUUACGGAUCUAACACGACAGGUGUUAGAACAAAAUUGUUAGCGAGCUAACAUGACAGAUGUUAGCACAAAACUGUUAGCAAAUAACAUGACAAGUGUUAGCACUUAAUUGUUAGCGAUCUUACACAACAGGUGUUUGAACAAAAUUGUUAGCAAGCUAACACGACAGAUGUUGGCACAAAAUUGUUAGCGAGCUAACAUGACAGACAGUAGCACAAAUUGUUAGCGAGCUAACAUGACGGAUGUUGGCACAAAAUUGUUAGCGAGCUAACAUGACAGACGCUAGCACAAAUUGUUAGCGAUCUAACACGACAGGUGUUAGAACAAAAUUGUUAGCGAGUUCACAUGACAUAUGUUAGCACAAAAUUGUUAGCUAGCUUACAUGACAAGUGUUAGCACUUAAUUGUUAGCGAUCUUACACAACAGGUGUUGGCACAUAAUUGUUAGCAAGCUAACGUGACAAGUGUUAAAAUUUCAUUAACGAGUUAGCAUGUCAGGUGUUAGCACAUUAGCACCUAAUUGUUAGCGAUCUUACACAACAGGUGUUGCCACAUAAUUGUUAGCGAGCUAACACCACAGGUGUUAGAAUGAAAUUGUUAACAAGUUAGCAUGUCAGGUGUUAGCACCUAAUUGUUAGCGAUCUUACACAACAGGUGUUGGCACAUAAUUGUUAGCAAGCUAACACGAAAAGUUUUGUAGUAUAACUGUCAGCAAGCUAACAUGACAUGAGUUAUCACUAAAUUGUUAGCUCGUUAACAUGACAGAUGUUAGCACAAAACUGUUAGCAAGCUAGCACGACAGGUGUAAGCACAAAGUUGUUAUUGAGCUACCGCGACAGGUGUCAUAACCAAAUUGUUAGCGAGUUAGCAUGUCAGGUGUUAGCACAUAAUUGUUAGCGAUCUAACACGACAGGUGUUAGAACAAAAUUGUUAGCGAGCUAACAUGACAGACGUUAGCACAAAACUGUUAGCAAAUAACAUGACAAGUGUUAGCACUUAAUUGUUAGCGAUCUUCCACAACAGGUGUUUGAACAAAAUUGUUAGCGAGCUAACACGACAGACACUAGCACAAAUUGUUAGCGAGCUAACAUGACGGAUCUUGGCACAAAAUUGUUAGGGAGCGAACAUGACAGACGCUAGCACAAAUUGUUAGCGAUCUAACACGACAGGUGUUAGAACAAAAUUGUUAGCGAGCUGACAUGACAUAUGUUAGCACAAAAUUGUUAGCUAGCUUACAUGACAAGUGUUAGCACCUAAUUGUUAGCGAUCUUACACAACAGGUGUUACAACAAAAUUGUUAACGAGCUAACAUGACAGACAUUAGCACAAAUUGUUAGCGUGCUAACAUGAUAGACGCCAGCACAAAUUGUUAGUGAGCUAACAUGACAGAUGUUGGCACAAAAUUGUUAGCGAGCUAACAUGACAGAACCUAGCACAAAUUGUUAGCGAUCUAACACGACAGGUGUUAGAACAAAAUUGUUAGCGAGCUGACAUGACAUAUGUUAGCACAAAAUUGUUAGCUAGCUUACAUGACAAGUGUUAGCACUUAAUUGUUAGCGAUCUUACACAACAGGUGUUACAAGAAAAUUGUUAACGAGCUAACAUGACAGACAUUAGCACAAAUUGUUAGCGCGCUAACAUGAUAAACGCUAGCAAAAAUUGUUAGUGAGCUAAAAUGGAUGUGUUAGCACAAAAUGGUUAGCAAACUUACAUGACAGGUAUUAGCACAAAAUAGUUAGCGAGCUAACGCGACAGGUGUCAAGACCAAAUUGUUAGCGAUCCUACACGACAGGUGUAAGAACAAAAUUGUUAGCGAACUAACAUGACAGGUAUUAGCACUUAAAUGUUAGCAAGCUAACAUGACAGGUGUUAGCACCUAACUGUUAGCGAGCUAACAUGACAGAAGUCAGCACCUAAUUCUUAGCGAGCUAACACGACAGGUGUAAGAACAAAAUUGUUAGCGAGCUAACACGACAGACGCUAGCACAAAUUGUUAGCGAUCUAACAUGGCAGGUGUUAGAACAAAAUUGUUAGCGAGCUGACAUGACACGUGUUAGCACAAAAUUUUUAGCUAGCUUACAUGACAAGUGUUAGCACUCUAUUGUUAGCGAUCUUACACAACAGGUGUUAGAAAAAAAUUGUUGACGAGCUAACAUGACAGUUGUUAGCUCGAUAAUCGUAUCGAGCUAACAUGGCAAGUGUUAGCAAAAAAUGGUUAGCAAGCUUACAUGACAGGUGUUAGCACAAAAUGGUUAACGAGCUUGCAUGACAGGUGUUAGCACAAAAUGGUUAGCGAGCUUACAUGACAGGUAUUAGCACAAAAUAGUUAGCGAGAUACCGCGACAGGUGUCAAAACUAAAUUGCUAGCAAUCCUACACAACAGGUGUAAGAACAAAAUUGUAAGCGGGCUAACAUGACAGCUAUUAGCACUUAAUUGUUAGCGAGCUAACAUGACAGGUGUUAGCACCUAACCUUUAGCGAGCUAUCAUGACAGAAGUCAGCACCUAAUUCUUAGCGAGCUAACACUUCAGGUGUAAGAACAAAACUGUUAGCGAGCUAACACGACAGACACUAGCACAAAUUGUUAGCGAUCAAACACGGCAGGUGUUAGAACAAAAUUAUUAGCGAGCUGACAUGACAUAUGUUAGCACAAAAUUGUUAGCUAGCUUACAUGACAACUGUUAGCACUCUAUUGUUAGCGAUCUUACACAACAGGUGUUAGAACAAAAUUGUUGACGAGCUAACAUGACAGACAUUAGCACAAAUUGCUAGCGCGCUAACAUGGUAGACACUAGCACAAAUUGUUAGUGAGCUAACAUGGCAUGUGUUAGCACAAAAUAGUUAUCGAGAUUACAUGACAGGUAUUAGCACAAAAUAGUCAAGACCAAAUUUUUUGCGAUCCUACACAACAGGUAUUAGAACAAAAUUGUUAGCGAGCUAACAUGACAGGUGUUAGCACCCAACAUGCUAAAGUGUUAGCUCUUAUAAAGACUGAAUGUUAGCCACAAAUAGGUUUUUUUCAUAGUUUUUAAGCGUGCAAAAUCAGUUAAAACUGUUCGCAUGUUAGCAAUGUAAACAUCUUUGGCGUAUGAUAUGCUAUAAUUUCUCGGUUUUUGGCGGCAAACACUUCCGGCGUCACUCUAGUUUUCCGGAUUAACUUGACAUGCAUGUUUUUUUGUUUUGUUUUUUGUUUGUUUUAUGCUUGUCUCCUGACACCUACCAGCGGGCGUGACUGAAGCCAAAAUGGAAAAGACGAUAAGAAAAGAGAGGAAAAAAAAAAAAAGCAAUAAUUUUAAUAACGAUAAAAAGAAGCACAGGGCUGUUUUCCCGGUCUUUGUCCAUGUACAUAUUCUUGUUAUGACACUUCUUUUUACGGACGUGAUGUCGUCGUGAAAAAAAAAAAAAAUCCAACGUUGAAACGGAUGCUAACAAAAAACAAAAAAAUGUUUUUCUUCUUCUUGUUCUGCCUCUUUUUC